This is a messenger RNA of Canariomyces notabilis, 4014 nucleotides long. RefSeq lists its product as uncharacterized. The record is from RefSeq and is a predicted model, not a curated record. Lineage: Eukaryota; Fungi; Ascomycota; Sordariomycetes; Sordariales; Chaetomiaceae. Bases 1 to 4014 code for a protein of 1337 amino acids. The transcript is spliced from 4 exons.
AUGACCAAGCAGGCCCCUGCCAAAUCGACCAAAUCCAGACGCCGUAAACCGGCAAAGACAAAGCCCGCUCGCCCCGUCAUUGCCGACCCAGACGAGGAAUUGUAUGAAAUCCGAGGUAUACUAGAGGAGAAGUACGACGGCUCCAGGUUAUUGUACAAGGUCGAUUGGGCCGACAAUCCUACCACUGGCGAGCGUUACGAUCCUUCGUGGGAACCCGCAGAGAACGUGACCGAGGCUGCGGUCGCCGAGUGGGAAGAAGAGAAGCGCCAACGGCAGGUCGCUGAACGAGAGAGCCAGCAGACCAGUGCCGGCACCAGCAGCCAGUCUGUGCUGCUCCCAGAUUGGCGAGCGAAGCGCAGGAUAGCCGGGGAAGAGGACGAAAGGCCAGCGAAACGGACCAGGGAAUCGGUAGAUUCGGGAUACACAUCUACCGACGGCGACAAGGGAUUCACAUCCACCCCCGGCGACGCCGAAGCAUCUGCUCCCGGUGACGACGAACCAUCUACCCCCGGUGACGACGAAGCAUCUGCUCCCGGUGACGACGAACCAUCUACCCCCAGUGACAACGAAGCAUCUACCCCCGGCGACGACGAAGCAACCUGGGCCUUCGUAUCGUCCAUCCCGGAAGUCAGAGGGGAAGUUGUCCUUGAGCUGCCCGUUCCUCCCGGGUUUAACCCCUCUGAUUACGAGGUGGUUAGUCUCUCGCAAUCUUCAUCGGGCUCCUCUCAAGGCGCUCCUUGGUUAGCGUCCCUCCCACAAGCCAAGAGCGCGGACCACAACGGAGGUGGAGUCAGUCAGAGGACCGUUCCCGAUUCUCAAGACAGUUUCGAUCCCCUGCGCACCGAAUCGUCGCUCAAAUCCGAAGUCAAUCGUGUGGAGACGGUUUCGUCGGAGCAGAGCUCUCAAGCCCACAGCAAUCGAGUACCUCAAGAGGUCGGCACAAAAUCCAACUCUCUAGAAACUGGCGGUCAGGCGAGUCGCUCCGAUUUAGACAUACCGUCUAGGCAACCUGAGAACUUACAUCAACAUUCCGAGCACGCGUCCAACCUGCUUGAGCUAUCCGAGGUCCGCCACAACACUGGCAGUGAUUUACUCCGUCCUCUUGGACAUUCCCAAGACGGAGAAACCCGCUCAGCAGCCGACAGUCCCUGGUCUGGAGGAUUUUUAACUCAGCCAGAAUACGAUAUCCCCCUAGAUUCCAGAGAGUCCUGGCCGUCAGGAGUAAACGGAUUGCCAAGACUCAGCCCGGACCCAGAGCAAGGCGAGCAUCAGAACCAUCCUCCUGCCUCGCAAGCCCUCAGUACCUCGAAUUCAUGUUCGCACUUCCAGGCGGCUCAGGAGGUCCCACUGUCUGGUAGCCAACCGUGGCAGAUCCACACUCAAAGCCUAGAGACCACUGGAUCGGAGUUGAUUAUUCCUGAAACAGUUGAGAAAGGCCGCAAGAAGCCUCCGACUUCUUUCGAACCCGGCCGGAGCGUGGGCCAGGUGCCUAAGCGAAAGGGCCGAGAGCUCGAUUUUGAUCGGGUCGGUAGCGUCAGCCUGUCGGGAGUCGACUUCCGUCCCUUCACUCCUUCAGCAAAUAGAAACAAACACUCCAAAAUGGACGAACGUCCCGUGGAACAGACCCCGCCCUCGGCGGUAGACCUGCUGCGCCAGCUACAAGCAGAUAUAUUCGGCAGACCCCGCGAGUCAACAGGAUCACAAGCCACGAGUGCAGCGCCAGCCAUGACUUCAUCAUCGUUGGCGCUGUCCGCAGAGGCCACCAUGGCACGCCCAUCAGUAGUGGCAAGUGGAGAUUUGUUCGCCGAAGCAGCAUCCGCACCGCCGCCGGAAACCGUGGCACCGUCAGAGCUAACUACUUCUGCUGACCAUAUCGCUGUGGUUGAGGACAUGCUCCCGACUGGCCAUCAUCAGAUUAUGGAUGCAGGAGUCGAAGAUCCCAUUUCGAUGAGCAUGAACGAUGGCCUUGAUCAUUUCCAUGCCGAAAUCGGCCGUGAAGACCCUGAAGACGAGAGCAAUCACAGACAUUUUCUCGUCACGCUCCCAAUGGCAGCAAAUACUCGGCCAAUUUAUCUCGAUACCAUCACAGAGAACAAGUCGACCAUGAUCGAGUUCAGCGAAGUGUUUGCAAAUUCCGUCACCAGUCUCCCGGACGCCGAAUUGGUGGCCAAAAUGGACAGCAUCUUUGAGCAGCUACUCGCCCUCUGUGAUCUGCCGGCGUACAACGACACCCUACCUGAACUGGACACAGCCGAGAUGAUGAAACAUGCCACCGGGUCGAACAGCAAAUUCUCUUUCGUCUACGAGUUUCUAAACGGCCUGGUGGAUGUCAAUGCGCGGGUUUUGAUUCUUUCUCAAUCGGGCCGCGUGUUUGAAUACUUGGAGGCGAUUGCCUCUACGGCGCGCUUCUCCUACGCCCUUCUCGGACAGGAGGAUACGGUGCGACAAGCCGAAGAAGGCAUGUCUGUGAUCCUGGCAGUGGCUGGUCAGGACUUGUCUAAGAUUCAGGGAGGCGUCGAUGUUGUCCUGCUUUUCGAUCAUGCGGCGCGGUCAGUUGAACUGCCGGUCACAUUGGCCUUCAAUUCGAUAGAGCCCACCGUUCUCUCUCUAGUCGUCACCUAUUCACUCGAGCAUAUCGACCAACAGCUUCUGCAACAAGAGCCAGACUUGGAUGAGUUGGAGAGAAAGAAUGCGCUCAAUCUUGCCACAGCUGCCGCGAAAGACCAUCUCAGGAACCCGGAGCCCGGCUAUCCUGAACCACACGUAGCUGCCGAGAUGUUUGCGCAUUUCGUGAGGAAUCCAGAGGGUGGCUUGGCCUGGGAACCUCACACUCUCCCUGCCGAUGUAUUCGAUUUUUGGCUGAGCUCGCAAGGCCGCAGCCAACAAGACCAGAGCGAACUCCAUCCGAGCGGUAUCCCUAACCUGUCUGGCAGUCGGAAGCGCCAUCUUGACUACGUUGACGAGGGAGCGCCGAAGCGGACGCGACUUUUGGAUCUCCAACAACCCAUUCGGCAUGUCACCCCAGCGCGGAUGAGCGAUCGUCUGAAGCGGACGCUCGCAAGCCAUCCGGCUAAUAGCCGAGCUUCCACGCCGGUCGAAGUGCCUGUCGAGCAGCUAGAGCGAAUGGCAGACAAGAUCGCGGAAUUGGAAGACUGUCUCGCAAAGCAGAACGUUGUCGAAGCAAAGACACGCGAGCAUAUGGAAAGCCUCGAGUCUCAGCUACGAUCGUACGAGCGAACCGUUCGGUCGAUGCAGCCAAAAUUCCACGAUGCUCUCCGUGAUAGAGCAGAGUUCGAAAAGGAGCGCAAUGCGGCUGUUGAGAAGGCGAAAGCCGCCACUGAACGGCUCGAGGCCCGCAACACCGAGGUGAAGAACCUAAAGGAGAAGAUCGAGCUCCUCGAAUCCAAACUCGCAGAGGCCAACACAGCCAUGGCCAACUCGGCUAUUCCCGAUAUUGCGAAAUUCGCUCAAGUCGAGAAAGCUCGAGACGAUGCUCUGGCGACUGUGCAAAAACUCGAGAAGAAAGUCCGCAACGCUGAGAAUAACCUCGAGUACACCCGCAAGGCGUACCAGGACGCGUCCAAUUCGCACAGCGAGGUCAGUCAGGAGAACCGCGAGCUGAAGGCCAAAAUCGAAGACCUCGAGAAGCGCGCGAGCGACAACAUUGUCAGGAUUCAACAGAUACACGCCAACAACGAGGCGGCCGCCUUCAACGCACAAAUCGAUGACCUCCGAGCAACGCUCGAGAACCGCGAGAGAGAGCUGGAACGCGUAAAGGAUGAGCUGCGCAACCUUAAGAACAAUCGCCGCGAAACCAGGCAGAACAGCGUCCCGCGCAGUCCGCGACUGGGUGUCAUGAGCCCCCGCCCGGGUCGUGCCGCCGGUGCAGGUAGUAGGGGCACCAGCCCCGCGCCGGCCAUGAGCUCCGACGGCUUGAGCGGCACACCCGUGCCUGGCAUGACGCUCUUCGCGCCUGCCGGAAAUGGUGGUCGCUGGGGGCACCUCCGCGACUAG